AUGUCUUUGCAACCGGAGUUUACCGCCACCUUCAGUAUUGUGCCCUAUUGUCAGGCGGUAGGACUAAAGAGGUCUGACAACGCAGACACAGAUGACACUGACGACCGGCUUUCAAGGGCCAGGAGUGAAACACUCGCCAGUGAUUUCUCCAUUGACGAUGAUGGCGUAUCUGAUUCUGUCUUUCGUUCCACUUCGCCACCACUACCACCGGCAAAUUUUUCCUUCGUCGCUUCGUCAACGUACAUACCUCCCAGCACAUCUGAGCUGCUGAAUCGUGUGAGGGAAGCCAAAAGAAGUGGAAAAUCCAUGGACGAGGUCAUCCACGAGCUACAAAACGAGUUUUAUCCUUUACUUCCUCCACCGGGAUACGUUAUACCUUCACCUAGCCUAUAUCGCGCCACAGUGGCGAAACUCGAACGCCUAGAGCGGUGCGGCGGUCUUUUGAACUCGCUGAAAAGGGAACUUGAGGAUGAAGAGAGUGAGGAUAGUUCAGGAACUGAGGAUGACUUGAACGCCGAACUGGAAUAUGUUGAUGUCGUUGCUCCAGUUCCUUUUACGAAGAAGAAUGUGGUAUCAUGGUCAUGGCGGUCAAGCUUGUGGGACUACCUAGAACUAUCUGUGUCAAUAUCUGCAGGGAAGCGGAGAAAGAGACAGCCAGAAUUCGAUGGCGAUGAAGAAGACGAUUGGGCUCAAAGGAGCGUAGAUGGAAUCAAGGGAAGAAGGCUGAUAUCCGGUGUUCGGAGCAGGAAGAGAAGAAGAGUAAUAUGA
Lentinula edodes (shiitake mushroom) is the source of this 768-nucleotide messenger RNA. RefSeq lists its product as uncharacterized. The transcript is spliced from 2 exons. The record is from RefSeq and is a predicted model, not a curated record. Bases 1 to 768 code for a protein of 255 amino acids. Lineage: Eukaryota; Fungi; Basidiomycota; Agaricomycetes; Agaricales; Omphalotaceae.